Bombyx mori (domestic silkworm) is the source of this 1611-nucleotide messenger RNA. RefSeq names its product UDP-glycosyltransferase UGT47A1 (gene UGT47A1). Gene Ontology annotation, molecular function: UDP-glycosyltransferase activity. Lineage: Eukaryota; Metazoa; Arthropoda; Insecta; Lepidoptera; Bombycidae. The record is from RefSeq and is marked provisional. The transcript has 6 exons. The coding region runs from base 1 to 1611 and encodes 536 amino acids.
AUGCGGGUGGCGUGGCUGCUGUGGUUAGCGACGGUCGCACGCGCUGCUCGUCUGCUCGUGGUGCUGCCCACAAACACUAAGAGCCAUUACGCCAUGUAUAGCAGGCUUAUUGAGGCGCUAGCGAAAAGGGACCAUCAACUUACCGUUAUCACACACUUCCCUGUGGACGCACCGCAACCUAACAUUAAUCAAAUAAGCUUAGCUGGAACAAUACCGGAGAUCACUAAUAAUCUUACAAGAAAAUAUGAUUCUUUGAAGCCGAACUUCAUCCGCAAUUUGGAACAAAUCAUCAGUGAAUGCGUUAAUGCUUGCGAAACAGUAGUACAGCAAGAUUCCUUCAAAGAGUUACUUAAUUCGACCGCUUCUUUUGAUUUAAUUAUCGUAGAAGUCUUCGGAAGUGAUUGUUUUUUACCUUUAGGUCAUAGAUUCCGGGCCCCCGUUGUCGGAUUAUUGUCUAGCGUCCCGCUACCUUGGGUCAAUGAUUACCUUGGCAACCCAGAAACAGCGUCUUACAUACCGUCCUACAUGAUGGGUUAUGGACAACACAUGAGCCUAUGGGAACGAUUAUCAAACACAAUAGCUAUUAUAUUAGCUAAGAUUUUAUACACAUACAAAUCAAGGAUUCCUUCACAAGUGAUAGUAGACAGAGUCUUCGGACAUGGAAAUAACUUACAAAAGCUCGCGAAAAACUACAGUGUGAUUUUAUCUAACAGUCACUUUAGCAUUAACGAAGUCCGACCUCUUGUGCCUGGUCUAGUAGAAGUAGGCGGUCUACAUUUGGAUCACAGUCAAACACUUCCUAAGAAUAUGAAGAAACUUUUAGAUGCGUCAACAGACGGUGUCAUCUACUGGAGCUUUGGCUCGAUGUCCAGAAUAGAAACGAUACCUAGCGAAAAGCUUUCAGGUAUAUUUGAAGCAAUAUCUGAACUACCACAAUUGGUCUUCGUGAAGAUGGAUAGAAGAAGGCUCACAAAGAAUAUCACUGUGCCUGACAAUGUAUAUACUAUGGAUUGGAUUCCGCAGUAUGCUACAUUAUGUCACCCAAACGUCAAGUUAUUCAUUUCUCAUGGAGGCUUGCUUGGCACACAGGAAGCAGUGGCUUGUGGGGUACCUAUGUUAAUGGUGCCUCUAUAUGCUGACCAAGCUCUUAAUUCUCAGUCUAUGUUUGAUAAAAACGUUGCCAGAAUUCUGGAUCUACACGAGGCUGAUAAAUAUGAAUGGAAGAGAGCUUUACAUGAUUUAUUGAGUAACAAAAAGUAUAGAGAAAAUUCAAAAACGCUAAAAGAAAUAUUUUUAGAUAGACCAAUAAAUCCUUUAGAUAUGGGCGUCUACUGGAUUGAAUAUGUGCUGAGAUACCGAGGUGCGCCACAUAUGAGAUCACCAGCCCUAGACCUUUCCUUAUCACAGUACUUACUGUUUGAUGUGAUAAUAAUUAAUAUAACUAUUACAAUUGUGUCUGUAUUCAUUUUACAUGCUUUGUUUAAAUAUUUGUGUACAAAAUGCAUCAAAUGGUGUCCUAAAGAAAAAAUUGUAAUUGAAAAAAGACUCUUUAAAAAUAAUGUAACAUUAUUUGUAUGUCUUCUGAGGAAGUGUAAAGUAAAGAUUAAUUGA